Messenger RNA from Lathyrus sativus (Indian pea), 645 nucleotides. The record is from the annotation of a GenBank genome assembly. Lineage: Eukaryota; Viridiplantae; Streptophyta; Magnoliopsida; Fabales; Fabaceae.
AUGGCAUCACUCAACAACAUCCAAGCCAAAUUUGAUCUUGAACAACAAUCAUCAACAAUAGCAACAUUAGAAGUUGAAACAAAAGAUUUUGACUACUCAAAAAGAUCACAAUGGCUACGCGCCGCAGUCUUAGGCGCUAACGAUGGAUUAGUCUCUACAGCUUCGCUGAUGAUGGGAGUCGGUGCGGUCAAACAAGACAUCAAAGCUAUGAUCUUAACCGGUUUCGCUGGGUUGGUAGCCGGUGCAUGUAGCAUGGCUAUAGGUGAGUUUGUUUCGGUUUACUCGCAAUUGGAUAUCGAAGUUGCUCAAAUGAAAAGAGAGAAAGAAAGAGGAAGAGAAGUUGGCGAUGGUGAAGAGAAGGAAAGUUUGCCUAAUCCUUUGCAAGCUGCAGCUGCUUCAGCUUUAGCUUUUUCUAUUGGUGCAAUGGUGCCAUUGCUUGCAGCUUUUUUUAUAAGUGAUUAUAAGGUGAGACUUGGUGUCGUUGUGGCUGCAGUUAGUUUUGCUUUGGUUGUUUUUGGUUGGUUUGGGGCUGUGUUGGGCAAGGCUCCAAUUUUUAGGUCUAUUUUAAGGGUUUUGAUUGGUGGUUGGGUUGCUAUGGCUAUUACUUUCGGGCUUACUAAAUUAAUCGGGACAAGUGGCCUUUAG